This is a messenger RNA of Macrosiphum euphorbiae (potato aphid), 1875 nucleotides long. NCBI's taxonomy places the organism in Eukaryota, Metazoa, Arthropoda, Insecta, Hemiptera, Aphididae. The record is from the annotation of a GenBank genome assembly.
AUGGGGACAUUUGAUGUAUUCCUGUUUAUGGUGAUAGCAUAUACAUGCUCAACCGUAAACGGAAAUGUAUAUUUCCGUGCUACAAAACCAACUAAUGAGUGGUUUUCGAACACAAUAACAUAUCAAGUAUAUCCAAGAUCAUUUAAAGACAGUAACAAUGAUGGUAUUGGUGAUUUAAGAGGUAUUAUGGAGAAACUAGAUCAUUUCGUUGAUCUUGGUAUUGAAACAUUAUGGAUUGGUCCACUUUACAAAUCCCCUAUGGAUGAUAUGGGGUAUGAUGUAGAAGACUAUUAUGAAAUAGAUCCUAUCUUUGGAACAAUGGCUGAUUUUGAUGAACUAGUUUCAGAAAUGAAGAAACGAAAUCUUAAAUUAGUAACAGACUUUGUACCUAACCAUUCAAGUUAUAAAUGCGAGUGGUUUACGAAAUCAGUUGAAAGACAAGGCAAAUACGCAGAUUAUUACCUUUGGCGUAACGCAUCAAACCAAGAUGAAAUUUUAAAAAAUUCUACAAUAAAACCGAAACCACCAAAUAAUUGGUUGAGUGUAUUUGGUGGUUCUGGCUGGACAUGGAAUGAAAAACGACAACAAUUUUAUUACCAUCAAUUUAAUGAAAAACAGCCAGACUUUAAUAUUAGAAACCCAGAAAUUCACAAAGAAAUUUUGGAUAUAAUUAAAUUUUGGCUGGAUAGAGGCGUUGUUGGAUUCCGAUUUGACGCUCUUAGACAUUUGUAUGAAAGUGAUUCACUCCUUGAUGAACCUUGUUUAAUGACCGAAGAAGAAUGUAAAAUAAACUAUGUUAGUUUAAAUCAUACAUAUACAGUAGAUCAACCUGAAACCAUUGAAAUUAUUAGGGAAUGGAGAGAAUUCGUCGAUAAUUAUACGAGAAGUAACAACAGGCCAAUUCCAAGUCUAAUAGCCACCGAAUCCUACUCAUCGAUAAAAGUAUUAAUGCAAUACUAUGGCAAUUCAACGAAACCCGGUGCUCAUUUACCAUUUAACUUUGCAUUAUUAUCCGUUGAUAAACGUGAUAUAAUUAAAUCCAUAGACACAAAUAUUAAAAAUUGGCUAGAUAAUAUGCCUGAAAACCAGGUGGCUAAUUGGGUGGUGGAAAACCAUGACAAUUUCAGAAUGCCAACCAAAUAUGGUGCUGAAAUGGUACCACUAUUUACAGCUUUGAAAUUAUCUUUGCCUGGUAUAGAAGUCACAUACUACGGUAGCGAAAUUGGCAUGGACAACACUUAUGUGAGACCAGACCAAACUCAAGAUCCUAAUAAUUCGGGAGCUGGGAGAUUGGAUGAAACUAGAGAUAAUGAAAGAUGUCCUAUGCAAUGGGAUAGUUCAAUAAACGCAGGAUUUACUGAAGCGAAAAAACCUUGGUUACCAGUAAAUCCAAAUUAUUACAAAGUAAACGUCGAAACACAGAAAAAAUUACCAACCAGCAACUAUAAUUUUUACAAAAAAAUGUCUCAACUUCGGAAAACCGAUACAUUUAAAAAUGGUGAUCUGCAAACGUAUAAUGUUACUAAAUCGAUAUAUAUUUUAAAGAGAUCAUUAUUGGAACGCGAAUCAUACAUUGUUGUAAUGAAUUUCGGAAGUGAAACUGAAACCGUCGUAUUGUCCAAUGACGUGAAGAACCUCAAAGACGAAAUUUACGUAUACUUAGGAAGUGAAAAUUCAGCAUACAAUCCUGGAAAUAUUGUAUCAACUGGACCUUCAGCUAGUAAUCCACUAAAACUGCGACCACAAUCUGUUGUCGUAUUAACAGAUAAACUUAUUGAACCUGAAACAAUUGAUACUCAAAAUGCGGGCACACGAAUCGGUUCCACAUUAAUUAGUUUACUCGGUGCUUUUUUACUUUUAAGACACUUCUUAUGA